Molecule: messenger RNA, 7873 nt
Organism: Megachile rotundata (alfalfa leafcutting bee)
Lineage: Eukaryota; Metazoa; Arthropoda; Insecta; Hymenoptera; Megachilidae
Gene: Lrrk
Product: Leucine-rich repeat kinase
Biological process (GO): protein phosphorylation
Molecular function (GO): protein kinase activity; protein binding; ATP binding
Source: RefSeq, a predicted model, not a curated record
CAUAUUAGAUUGUAAUGAACAUAAAACAUUUAAUUUUGAUCAAAUUGAAAAUAAAAAAUCAUAUGCAAAAUAUCAUAAGAGAAGAAUGUGUCAACAAAGUGAAUAUGUAAUUAUACAUCAAAAUAAUUUUUAAAGACUUCAACAUUAUGGAAGAUUAUACUCCCAUUGAUGAAGAUUUCCUUGGUCGUCUAUUACACCAAGCUGCUUUGUGGGAUAAUGCUGAAUUAUUGGAAGAUCUUUUGCGAGGAGAACAUGUACAAUAUAUAAACAGUCAAGAUUCAUGGGGUAGGACACCAUUACAUGCUGCAGCUAUUACCGAAAAUUCAAGAUGUUUGGAUGUAUUAUUGUCUGCUGGAGCUAAUCCAAAUAUUCCAUGUGGACCAAGAGGUCAUUAUCGAACACCCUUACAUAUUUGUGCAGAACAUGGUCAUAGUUCUAAUAUUGAAAAACUUUUAAAAUUUAAUGCUGAUUUAAUGAUCCAAGAUAAUAAUGGUCAUAAACCAUUAGAUAUAGCUGAAAAAAAUAAACAAGAUGUAUGUAUAAAUUUGCUUAAAGCAGCGGCUGAAAAAUAUGAAUUGGCAAAGCUUGCAACACAUGCUUCAUUACGAGCAAUAUGUAUUCAAGGAGAUAUUGUAGCAGCCAGAAAUAUUAUUCAAGAAAUUACCUCUGAUCUAGAAUCCAUUAUUAAUAUGGCACCUAAUGGUGCAAAUACUCUACUUUUUAUAGCAUGUGAAAUGGGUCAUAAGGAUAUAGUUCGUUUACUUUUAGAUCAUGGUGCAGAUUGCAGGAUACAUCCUGUUACUAAAUACUGUCCAUUAUAUAUAGCCUGUUAUAAUGGCAAAGUAGAAAUUGUAGAACUACUACUUCGACAUUUUCCUAAGCAAGUACAAUCUUUAACUGUGGAAAAAUGGUUACCAAUUCAUGCAGCAGCUAUAAAUGGUCAUCAUUUAAUUGUUGAUUUAUUGUUGAAAUUCGAAUAUCCACAACAUACGUAUCAACGUUAUAAAGAUUCAUCUGGAGAAUUUGAAUAUGAGAUGCCAUUUGAUAUUAAUACUCAAGAUGUGACAGGACAAAAUGUUCUUUAUAUAUCUAGCAUGCUUGGAAAUAUUAAAAUUGUGGAAUUGCUAUUAAAUUACAGAGUAAAGGCAAGAAAAAUCAAAGAAGAAGAAAUGGGAGUAACGCAACCACUUCCCACAUCAAAAAGAAAAAUUUCAAGUGGAAUACAAAGGUUAAUGUCUAGUUUAAAUUUUAGAAGUAAAACAUUUGAUAAAAAAGAUGACAAUAUGAUAUGUCCGCUAAAUUUAGAUUUAUAUUGCAAUAAUGCAACUGAAACUGCUUUACACGCUGCAGUAAAAGGCAAACACACGGAAGUAGUAACGGCUUUAUUAAUGGGAGGUGCCGAUCCUAAUUUACUUGUAAAAGUUCCUUAUGAUCAAAAUGAUGCAGAAAGUAAUUACUCUAGUGCAUUAGUUAUAGCAUGCCAACAACGUGAUAUAAAAAUUGCAGAUCUUUUACUGAAGUACGGUGCUGUAGAUAAUACGUGUAAGGCAAUUAAAAUCGCUGCACAAAAUCGAGACGAGCCAUUAACAGCUAAACUUCUAUCUAUAAAGGCUUACCCUGACUCAGAAUACAAAAUCAAUAAAAAAGCUAUGACGGAAUGUACUCAAACUUCUCAUUUCUCGGCAUUAUCUUCUUUCGGAAACGUUACAUAUUCAACGUUAUUUCCAAAUACUCCAACAAUGAUAAACUGGCAUGAUCAACAAUGUCGUCUGUCGCAAAUACGAUCACAAUGGUUAACUGAUGCUGUAUUACAUGUAAACAAAAAAUUGAGCGCUAAAAACAAUGAUUUAGUGUUGUACGCUAUUACCAGGAUAGAUAUUUCUCAUAAUUCAAUUACUUCCGUACCAUCCACUAUAUUUUAUUUACAAAGUUUACGACACCUAAAUAUGGCUCAAAAUAAAAUAGAUACUCUGACUGCUGAACCAAAAAAUUCAAAGGACAAAUUAUGUCCUGUCCUAGAAGAGAUGUAUCUACAAUACAACCGAUUGGAACAAUUACCUGAAUUUAUAAUGAAUUUACCUAGUUUAGAAAUAAUGGAUGUUUCAAACAAUAAAUUGCAGUGUCUUCCAGACAACUUAUGGCGAGCACCAAAGCUGAAAGAACUAAAUGCGUCAUUUAAUUUACUGAAAGAUUUACCUAGUCAAGUGUCUCAAAAUAUUUCACGAAAACCACAGCGAGAAGACUGUUUAAACAAUAGUCCAAGCAGUCGAAGCUUGGCAGCACAGUUUGCUAUUUCACGUGAAGACUCGUUAGAGUUUGAAUCUUUCACUAAAAUAGCAAAUGCACAAAUAAUUGAAAUGGAUCGUCCUCAUGUUUGGACCAAAUCUGUUCAAGUUUCGGAAAAAAUUUCAGAUGAUAAUGAAGGUGGGGCUAGAUCAGUAUUAGCAUCCUUAAACCUGGCACAUAACUUGUUCAAUAGUAUACCAGUAGCAUUGCCAUGUUUAGCUGUUAAUUUGGUAAGAUUGAAUAUGGCUUAUAACUCUCUUCGGUCCAUGAGCCAUAUUACUUCGUAUCCAGCAAGUUUGAAACAGCUCGAUUUAUCUAAUAAUCAGAUUUCUCGAUGGCCCAGCUUACCACAAGUGGAUGGUGCAGAUUUGAUGGAACAAGCAAAUACUGCGUGUUAUUCUCCUGCUACAAACGUACAAUCUCCAAUAGUUCCAGGCAGUAGCAGGCAAACAGCAACCUCUUUGCGCGAUGUAGUUCUCAUGUCGGUUUGCACGCAUAGACGCCACUUGCGUUUAGAAAAUUUAAGAACCUUGAUCCUUGCUAAUAACUCGUUAAACAGGAUUCAAUUAACUUCCGUUGAUGACGGGGAAAUGCCAAAUUUAGAAGAAGAGAAUAUAGAUAAAGACACGAAAAUAACUUAUUCUGGUUCGAAGUUGUACCUUCUUUUCCCUAAUGUCAGUAUGCUGGAUGUUAGCAAUAAUAAAUUGAAAGAAAUCCCAGAAAACAUUUAUGAACUCAGUAAUCUCUCUGUCUUGAACAUAAGUAGUAAUCCCGAUAUCGUUGAAUUACCACCACAGAUGGGAUUAUUGUCCCGUUUGUGGAAUUUAAAUACUCAAGGCUGCCGAUUACAAGAACCUUUGAAGACUAUGAUUGAAUCAAAAAAAUAUAAAACAAUGGAUGUUGUUGGCUAUUUAAAAUCAAUUCUGGAGGAUGCUAAACCAUAUGCUCGAAUGAAGUUAAUGAUUGUGGGUAUCCAAGGUAUCGGUAAAACUAGUUUGCUGGAACAAUUAAGACAAGAAGGCGAAGUUCCAAAUAAAAAGAAAGCAUCCGAGCACUGGGCGAAAAGAAUGGGUAACAAAAACAUCAACGCGAAGACUGCCAGAGGAACGACGAUAUCCACUGUCGGUGUUGACAUUGGAGAUUGGAUUUAUGAAAAAAAAGUGAGGGGUCAAUCUUCUCACGGCCCAGUUUACUUUAGAACAUGGGAUUUUGGUGGACAAAGGGAAUAUUAUGCAACACAUCAAUAUUUCUUAUCAAAACGUAGUUUGUAUUUGGUUGUGUGGAGAAUUACGGAUGGUUUCAAAGGUGUAUCUGAAAUAUUUCAGUGGUUGGUAAAUAUUCAGAGCAGAGCACCAAACUCACCAGUGAUUAUAGUUGGUACUCAUUAUGAUAUAUCGUACGAACAUAGUGAGGCUUUGCAACAAUAUAUUCGCGAUAAGUUCAUAAAUGUCGUCGAUGCUGAAAAAUGCGGCUUACCGAAAGUUAUGGAAACUAUUGAAGUAAGCUGUAAAACGAGGCAUAAUAUAAAAAUGCUGUGUAAUUUGAUAUACGACGUUGUGUUUAGUCUGAGAUCUCCUGGGAGUAAAGAAUUACUACUCGAGCAGAAAGUUCCUGCCAGUUAUCUUGCCUUGGAAGACGUAGUGAUACAACUUGCGCAUGAUAAAAAGUUAUCAGGUGCAGAUCCAGUGUUAAAAGCUGAUCAGUACUAUGCAGCUGUAAAUAAUGAACUUCAGAAACUACAUAGGUCAUUUAGGGAUCCUGCAGAAUUACACCAAGCAACGCUUUUUCUCCAUGAAAACGGUAUUAUUUUACAUUACGACGAUGCUACUCUAAAAGAUUUAUACUUUCUUGAUCCUCAGUGGCUUUGUGACAUGUUAGCACAUGUAGUAACAAUACGUGAAAUUAAUCCUUUCGCUAGAUCUGGUAUAAUGAAACUGGACGAUAUUCAACACGUUUUUAAGUCAUCAACGAUAUCAUCUAUUGACACGCAAGGAUAUAUUGUUAGCUUAUUAAACAAAUUUGAAGUUGCAUUAACAUGGGAUUAUCGUACUUUGCUAAUACCUUCCUUAUUACCAACUGAAGAAGAUGUUUUAAGGAAUAAUCAAAUAAUUAAAAUACCGGUGAAAACACGAGGUUGGCAUGUACGGUCCAAAAAAAUUACUUCUCCCAUGAUGACAUUUCAAAAUUUCUCUGGAGAUAAAUUAACUACAGAAUGUGUGUUAACAUCCAGGUCACAGCCAGAUUGCUCGGUUACAAGAUUGCUUUUAAUGUCAUAUUUUCCAAGUGGAUUUUGGUCGAGACUUAUAACUAGGAUUUUAGCCGAUGAUGCUAUUGUUGAAAUUGUGAUGUCGUUCUUAGCACCAUUUAAAGAUUUUGUCGAUGAUAAUAUUUUUACAAGUUUACUAAAUACACAAGCAGAAUGGGUACUUUGGCAAACAGGAAUAGAACUAAGAUAUGCUAAUAUUACUUUACUACGUCUUAAGGAAGUCAAUUACAGUUUUAAAAAUGUACCAUAUGAUUACAGACAAUUUAAGUUUAAGCUAAAACAAGAUGGCAUAUGGUGUACGGUAGAUUUAAAAAAUUCGGCAAUUUUAGAGAUUUGGUUUCCAGUCGAUACUUUAGUAAUCAAACAACCUAUAAUGUCAGAUUCAGUUGAAGAAGAACCAAUGGGCUAUCAAGCAAUCGUAGUUGAACCUCGUCCAGAAAGUAUGCCACAAUUAUUAGCACUUAUAGUUGAUCAUAUUGAUAUUUUAUUAGAAGAUUGGUAUCCUACAUUAGGAACUCGUUUUGUCCAUACAUCUGAGGGUAAAUUAUUAGUUACUCGGUUAAUACCAUGUCCGCGGUGUUUAUUAAAUAAUGGAGAAAAUGAAAACGAAAUUAAUGAUAACGAUCGUUUAGCAGAAGACAUUCAAAAAUAUUAUAUUAACAGAGAAAGACAAAGUCAAGAUAGUUAUAAGUCUGAUGGUGAUAGUGGCGUAGGAUACGAUAGUUUAACAUCAAGUAGAAUGCCAUCUUUAGAAGGUCACCCAGAUGUUGCUAAACAGAAUACCCAUUCAGAAAGUAUUCUAGCAUAUUCCUGGAUGGUGGAAGAAUGUAUUUUGUCUGCUUAUAGUAAUAAACCAAUUAGUUGUCCUAAGCACUUUGAUAUACCGUUAUCACAUGUUGCUCCAGAUAUUAUUUUUAUGGACCUUGGGUCAAAGCACUUAAUAAAAUCAGAAGAUAUUAAAUUAGGAAAACUUUUAGGUCGAGGUGCAUUUGGAUUUGUUUUUAAAGGUAUCUGUCGUUUACCUGGAACAUAUCAAAAGGUCGACGUUGCAAUCAAAAUGUUACAACCAGUACCACCUGGUCCAAAUUCAAAACAAUCCGCAGUUCUUGCUUACAAAGCUGCACAAAGCAAAUGGGAUCGAGAUCCUUUGCAAUAUGCUUGUAAAGCGUAUUGCACUGCUAGGCAGGAGUUGAAUAUUUUAUUAACAUUAAGACAUAUAAAUAUUGUACCUUUAAUUGGAAUAGUAAUUAGUCCAUUAGCGUUAGUAUUAGAUUUAGCACCAGAAGGUGCAUUGGAUAGUGUACUAAAAAAUUACAGACGCUCAGGUGCUAAAUUAGAUCCAUAUACAUUACAAGCUAUAAUUCUUCAAGUAGCAAAGGCUGUAGAAUAUCUUCAUCAGCAACAUGUAAUUUACAGGGAUUUAAAAUCUGAAAAUGUACUAGUUUGGCAGAUGCCUUUACCAUUUCAAAAUCACCCUGAACAUCCUGUCCAUGUUAAGGUAGCUGAUUAUGGCAUAUCUAGAUUAACGUUACCAACUGGUGCUAAAGGAUUUGGAGGAACUGAAGGAUUUAUGGCACCUGAAAUUAUUAAAUAUAAUGGAGAAGAAGAAUACACUGAAAAAGUUGAUUCCUUUUCAUUUGGAAUGUUCAUAUAUGAAUUAAUUACUUUAAGACAACCAUUUGAAGGUCAUGAGGCAGUUAAAGAAUGUAUUUUAGAAGGUGGAAGACCACCAUUAACAUACAGAGAAACGUUUCAUCCUUGUUAUGCUCUUGAUUUAAUGGUUAUAUGUUGGGCUCAAAAUCCUAAAGAUCGACCAACUGCAAGUCAAAUAGUUUCUAUUGCAUCUGCACCUGAAUUUACUCAUCUUAUAGAUGUUAUAUUAUUAACAGAGAGAACUCAAGUAACUGCUAUUACUAUGACAAAUAAAACUAUAGAAGAAAAUAUAAAUGGAGAUGAAAUUUGGUUUGGACAUAAUAAUGGUGAAGUUGAUAUGCUAUUAGGAACACAGAAAGGAUGGUUACAACAUGUUAGAAUUGAAACUCCAAUAAUACCAUAUGCUAUGUGUGGAGUUGAUGGAUACAUAUGGAUUGGUGAUAAUACAGGACAAGUGCAUGUUUAUUUGGGUAGUAAUUUUGGUUGUGUUGCUAGUUAUAAUCUAGAACCUAAUCACAGCAUAGAAUCUAAAGUAGUAGGUUUAAUUUACUUAGAACAGUUAAAACAAUUUGCAGUAGCACUGCAUAGUGGAAAAGUAUUUUUGUUAUCAAAUUCUUUCACCCAAAUGAAAAAAAUGGAAAUUGUUAACAGUAUACAGGACAAUAUAAAAACGUAUUCUUUAGCAGCUGUUCAUAAAAAAAAACGUGUAUUAGAAUUAUGGGUUGGACAAAGCUUUGGUAAAAUAUCCAUUUAUGUUUUAAAAGACACUAGUUUAAUAGACACAGUACAAAUUUGUCAUGUGACUGGAGAGGCAGCUGUUAAAAAUUUAUUUGCAACAUACUUACUAAGCGCUGAAAAUUCCAUCUUAUCAUAUACAUACCCUGGGUGUAUUGUAUAUCAAUGGGAUGUGGAUACUAGGCAAAUAAUAAAUAAAUUGGAUAUGUCAAAGUUAGUACCUUGUUCAGAGAGUCUAAAGUCCAUUUCUAUUGAAGAGAACUUAUCGACAGAAAAGUGCCAAGUAACAGCUCUUGAAACUUGUAGGAAUCAGUUGUAUAUUGGUACUACUUGGGGAUGUAUUGUAGUGGCUGAAUGUAACUCUCUUAGACCAAUUACUGUUUUCAGACCAUUUGAGGGUAAAGUAUGUCAAAUAAUAUCAUUUAAAUCAACGGAUGAGAAAAAAUUAGUACUGGCAACAGUUGGUCAGGGUUAUAGAAGUUUAAUCUCACGUUACAUAGAUUUUCCAAUUGAUAAUUUAGAUGUAGACGAUCUUAAACAUAGCAUGUAUGCCCUAUUAUGGAGAUCUGAACAUUGGUCAGCAGCUUAAGUAUAGUUUUCUUGAAUAAUAUAAUGUUAAGAGUGCUUUAUGGUGCAAAGAUAAAGGGUGAUAUAACUGGUUGAAAAUUCUAUACGUCCAUGGUAUACUUUAGUCUCUAGGCUUUAAGCUUUCUAUUUUGCCUCAUAUAAUAUUUUUUAAACUAAAAGUAAAAAUAUUUAUUCUUUAAUCUGUCCAAGUUGUACGGUGCUUGAUAGCAAAAUUAUUUGCAAGAUUCUCAUUUGCAAAAUAAACAUAAUUGAAGCAAGAUAUUUUGAUCUUUAUGUGAUAUAGCACAGUUUUAUAAUUUACAAGUACUUAGGUUUGCAAGAUAAUGAUACACUGAUUUGAUAAAA